This is a messenger RNA of Oxyura jamaicensis (ruddy duck), 8048 nucleotides long. It is a transcript of the gene STAB1, whose product is annotated as stabilin 1. Gene Ontology annotation, molecular function: calcium ion binding; hyaluronic acid binding. The transcript has 69 exons. Lineage: Eukaryota; Metazoa; Chordata; Aves; Anseriformes; Anatidae. The record is from RefSeq and is a predicted model, not a curated record. The coding region runs from base 168 to 7961 and encodes 2597 amino acids. Gene Ontology annotation, biological process: cell adhesion.
UCCUGUUGGUGCAGGAUAUAUAAUUGUGCUUGCUGUUCAUCAUGCUGGCUGCUCUGUAGGAUGGAGGAAGAGGUAAAGCACAAUUUACAGCACUAGCGGUCUUAUCUUACAGAAAUUGCAGCUUCUAUCACCUCCCCGUCUGUGGAAAGGGUUCUGCUUGUAAAAGAAUGAAAAUGCAUCCUCCUGGGUUGCUGCUUUUCUUCUUAGCAGCAUGCUUCACUCCCACAGCUGACUGCCAGAGUCAGAAGCUAAAGUCAAUGAGAUGCAAUGUCAAGAUGGUAUUUACAAUGAAUACAGCAUGUACUGCUUGUGCUGUGAUGCCUAAAACGUUGUGUCCAAGAGGUUGGUUAAAGACCACGCAAGGCUUCGGAGUGAGGGACUGCAGAUACACUGUCAAGUUAGGAGAAAAUACCCUUGUCCAGCCAGGGUGCUAUCACAUAUGUAAGAAGGAAAUUGAGGAGAAAAAGUGCUGCCCAGGAUUCUGGGGUACGGAAUGCUAUGAAUGUCCAGGAGGCUCCGAAAAUCCCUGCAGUGGCCAUGGGACGUGCUUGGAUGGCAUACAGCAGAACGGAACCUGCAUCUGCAAGGAGCAAUACAGUGGUUUUGCCUGCCAGAAUUGUCGAGAUGAAAACCGUUUUGGCCCAGACUGUCAGUCAGUGUGUGACUGUGUGCACGGGGAAUGCAACAGUGGCGUCACUGGGAAUGGAAGCUGCACUUGCUAUGGAGGCUACACUGGCCUCAGGUGUGACCAAGAGCUUCCCCUUUGCAAAGGCGUGAUGUGUGAGGCCAACAGUGAAUGCACGGUAAAGGAUGGGACAGCGGUGUGUGACUGCAAGCCGGGAUACAGAAAAAGUGGCAGCACUUGCUUAGCUCAGAAUCCUUGUGCGUCUUCUCCUUGCUCCCCCUUUGCUGUAUGUAAUGUUCUUAGACCAGAAAAGUACCAAUGUACCUGCAAAGAAGGAUUUCAAGGAGAUGGGAAGAUUUGUCAGCCCAUAAACCCCUGUGUUGACAACAAUGGAGGCUGUCCAGAAAACUCUACAAUUUGCGUUUACAAACGUCCAGGAGAGGCAUCCUGUGUUUGCAAGCCUGGGAUGAGUAGGAGAUCUGCAUCAGAGUGUUACGUGUUUCCCAAUGACUGCUCAAAGUAUUUUUGCGACGUGUCUUCCACGUGUGAAAUUAAUUCCCAGGGGAAUCCUAGCUGUGUGUGUAAAGAAGGGGAGAUUGCAGAUGGGAGAAAUUGCUAUAAAGAUCUCAUGAGUGAGAUUAAUCAGCAUAAUUCACGAGGAAGGUUUAUUAAGACAUUGAACGUCGCCAGGAGAAUGUUUGCUUCUGGUUGUUCAGUGUUGCUGACAAAAUACGGGCCUUUCACUGUCUUUGUACCAUCCUUUCCUCAAAGUAAUGAUAACAUAGAAUUUAAUGAUACCACUGCUGAGCAUUUGUGCAGAAUGCACAUUGUUCCUGGUCUGCAUUUGAUAGAAGACAUGGUAAAAGCCAAGACGAUGUGGACCUUGUCAGGACAUAAGCUGACAUUCAGCAACCAGGCAUACAACACAUUUCAAUAUCAAGAUGUGGUGGGAGAAUUGUACAGAGUUUUGCAGUCAAACCUACCGGCAGCCAAUGGCAUUAUGCAUAUUGUUAACACUCUAAGGAAAAAAACCAGCACUGACAACCUUGGAAACCCACAGAAAACCAUUGGGGAGAUCCUUGCUUCAAAUGAGAUCUUCAGUCGAUUUGAAACUAUACUGGAGAACUGUGGCCUGCCUGCAAUUCUUGAUGGACCCGGCCCCUUUACUGUAUUUGUACCCAGCAAUGAUGGUGUGGAUAAAUUGAGAGAUGGAAGGCUCAUCUAUCUUUUCACAGAGGGCAUAAAUAAGCUUCAGGAACUUGUGAAGCAUCAUAUCUACACUUCAGCAGCGGUGACUGUAGAGAAACUGAUGAUGAUGCCACACAUUGUUACUAUGGCCAACCAGAUACUGACCAUCAGCCUCAGUGCAGAUGGAAGAAUUCUGAUGGAUGAAUCAGGGAUCCCCUUAAACAUGAGAAACAUUGUGGCAUCAAAUGGUAUUAUUCAUACCUUGGACGGCAUCUUCCUCCCUCCUUCAAUAAUUCCCAUUUUGCCUCACAGAUGCAACGAAGAACAACACAAAAUUGUGACAGGCUCUUGUGUGGAUUGUGAGGCUCUCAACAACAGUGUUUGCCCACCAGGCAGCAGAGAAAUGGAAUCAACACUGUUCCCAAAAGAAUGUGUCUAUAUCCAUGAUCCACAAGGCCUGAAUGUCCUGAAGAAGGGAUGUGCCAGGUACUGCAAUCAAACUGUCACGAAACCUGGGUGCUGCAAAGGAUUCUUUGGUCCAGACUGCAUACCAUGCCCAGGGGGAUAUUCCAGUCCAUGCUAUGGCCGGGGAAAUUGCAGCGAUGGCAUAGAAGGGAAUGGCAACUGCCACUGCUUCGAAGGCUUCAAAGGAGUAGCCUGCCACAUCUGUUCAAACCCAAACAAACAUGGCGAGAACUGUGAUGAAGAUUGUGGCUGCGUCCAUGGUGUCUGUGACAACAGGCCUGGCAGCGGGGGUGUGUGUCAGUCCUGGUCCUGCAAGGAAGGUUUUACUGGGAAAUUCUGUGACAAGACAUCCAAGAACUGUGGGCCGAGCGGGCUGUCCCAGUACUGCCACCAGAAUGCUGUUUGCAGCCUCAAUGACACAGCAAGGUGCAUCUGCAUGGAUGGAUAUGAAGGGGAUGGGUUUUCCUGCCAGCCCAUUGACCUGUGCAGUCAGCCAGAACGAGGAGGCUGUUCUCAGAAUGCCCUGUGCACCAGUACGGGCCCUGGCAAUGCCACCUGCCAGUGUAACGUGGGCUGGACUGGGGAUGGAAAGGCCUGUGUAUCUAUAGACAACUGCAUGCUGGAGAGUAGAGGGAACUGUCACAUCAAUGCUGACUGCAUUUAUAUCGGCCCCGGUCAGAGCAAAUGUGUCUGCAAGAGGGGUUAUGCUGGCGAUGGCCACAAUUGCGAUGCAAUCAAUCCAUGCCUCAUGGACAACGGUGGCUGCCACGACGUGGCUAUGUGUGUGCCUCUUGGAGGAGGGGAGAGGUCCUGUGCUUGCCCUCAAGGCUAUGUGGGGGAUGGCAUUACGUGCUAUGGGGAUGUUCUAAAAGAGCUGGCUGGGAGUUCCCACUUUGCAGGAUUCUAUGACUGGGUUAAGAAAUCUCUCUUCAGCAUCCCAGCAGGAACCAAUGUCACUGUCCUGGUGCCAUCAGAGGAAGCUAUCAACAGCUUGAAUAAGAGUGAGAAAGAUUUCUGGCUGACUCCCAGCAUGCUGCCGUUUUUAGUCAGGGCCCACUUUCUCGAAGGUAUCUUCACUGGUGAAAAUCUCAAAAAGUACGACAGGCCAGAAUUACCCACCCUCAACCCACAGACCAGAUGGCAGAUAAACACCAAGAGUGGUGUAUUAAACAUUCAAAAUGCAAGUAUAGUCGUCAGCGACAUCCCUGCCAGCAAUGGCAUUAUUCAUGUCCUCAGUAAGGUUUUAUUGCCACCUUUAGGAGAUAUUCCACCAAGUCCUCCAGGUCUGCAGAAACAGCUCGAUACAGUUCCCUCAUUCAGCACAUUCAAGGAUUUGUUACACCAAUACCAGCUCAUUGGAAAAAUUGAAUCCAGUGAAAAAUAUACUGUUUUUGUUCCUGGAAAUAGUUCCAUUGAGGAGUACUGCCAGGCUGCCAACGUGACACAAUUGGACAAUGAGACAGUGCAGUACCAUGUUAUACUGGGAGAGAAGCUCUUGCCUACAGAUUUGAGAAGUGGAAUCCAUAAGAACAGCAUGCUAGGGCUCUCCUACUGGUUAAUGUUUUAUCAAAACAGCACCCAGAAGUUUGUCAAUGAUAUUCCAUUGGAUGGAAAAUUCUUCGAGACAAAGAAUGGCAUGUUGAUUGGGGUUUCACAGGUCCUUCAGAUACGGAAGAAUCGUUGCACGGCCAAUACCACAACCAUACAAAAGUCAAGAUGCGGCAAGUGUGAGAAGGGGAUCAAGUGUCCUCCUGGAUCAGUUCUUGUGGAAUUGCCAGGAAGCAAGCACCUCGCUCACUGUGCAUUGCGCUCUGGGGAUACAGGCUGCCAUUUCACCUGUGCAAAAGUUUCUCUGAGGUCCGUCUGCUGCCCUGGCUACUACGGACACAUGUGCGAGAUGUGCCCAGGGAAGCCAGGCCAGUGGUGCUCCGGGAACGGGGAGUGCCAGGAUGGCAUCGAGGGCAGUGGAGAGUGCCAAUGUCUGGAAGGUUUCCACGGAACUGCCUGUGAAAUGUGUGAAGUGGGCAGAUACGGAGCCGACUGCAAAUCAGAAUGUGCCUGUGACAAUGGCAUAUGUAACGAUGGACUGCAAGGGGACGGGAGCUGCGACUGUUUCCCUGGGUGGAAAGGCCCAACCUGCCAGGAAAGAAUCAAGACUGACUUAUGCAAUAACACUUGCCAUCAAAUGGCCAACUGCCUGAAUGGCUCCGCAGAUUCCCCACCCAUGUGCUCCUGCUCUGCUGGAUAUACAGGGAAUGGAACCCAUUGCACAGAAAUAGAUCCAUGCAUUAUUGAUCAUGGUGGCUGCUCCAUAAAUGCUGUGUGUACUAAAGUGUCCCCAGGAGAGAGAACCUGUGUUUGCAAGGAAGGCUAUGCUGGAGAUGGGACACUGUGCCUGGAAAUUGACCUCUGUCUUGAAAGCAACGGGGGUUGCCACACCAACGCAGAGUGUGUUAAAACGGGCCCACGGAAGGUUGCCUGCAACUGUCUUCCUGGUUACAGCGGGGAUGGCGUGAGCCGGUGCAACCCCAUCAACUUGUGUGAACAGAACAAUGGAGGCUGUAGUCCCUUCGGGCUCUGCAAGUACACGGGUCCUGGCACUCGAAACUGCUCCUGCUCUUGGUACAGUGUCGGAGAUGGCUUCACCUGCCAUGGCAAAGUGUAUCAGGAGCUCGCAAGGAUCAAAGGUGCAUCCGUGUUCUUUAAGAUGAUACUGGCAGAAAACACCAAGGAGCUCAGUGGAGCAGGGCCUUUCACUGUCUUCGUCCCACGGGCAGAUUUCAUAGCAAACACCACAACGUUUGAGGAGUGGAAGAGCAGAGGUCUCCUUCGGGAGCUGCUUCGCUACCACAUGGUGGGUUGCCAGAAACUGCUGUUGAGUGACCUGGAAGCCCAAGAGUCCCUUACAUCUUUAUCUGGCCACAAAAUAAAGAUCACUGAGAAAGAGAAUAGCAUCUAUCUCAAUGGGGAAGCCGAAGUAGUGAUGAGUGACAUCGUCGGCGUGAAUGGGGUCAUCCAUUUUAUCAACAAGAUCCUCAUUCCAAGUGACCUGGUGGAUCGUAACAUUUCCUUAAAGAUCUCACAGCAAAAUAUCACAGAAGUGGCAGAGGCCUUUGGGUACACCAUUUAUAGCAAGCUGCUGAAGGAUGCGGAGCUGCUGCCACUGAUUAGUAACCCUCUGCACAGACCCUUCACCAUGCUGUGGCCUACAGAUGCGGCAUUCAAUGCCCUUUCGGAGAAAAGACAGGAGUGGCUGUACCGCAGAGAGCAUCGGGACAUGCUGGCCUCCUACCUCAAAGCACACAUGAUCAGAGACACAAAGAUUGUUGCUGGUAACAUGCCCCAAGUCAAAUUCAUACGGACCAUGCACGGCUCCACCAUCUCGUUCAGCUGCAGCAGAACCCACACGGGGGAGCUUCUGGUGGGGAACGGUGAUGCCAUGAUCGUUCAGAGGCACAUGGAGUUCAGUGGGGGCAUUGCUUAUGGCAUUGAUAGACUGUUGGAGCCACCAGAUCUGGGAUCUCGGUGUGAUGAGUUUGUCUUUGUUGAGCUGCAGAGAUCUACGGAGAGCUGCGGACUCUGUGGCUUCGAGCCGCCCUGCCCUGCUGGCUCAGUUCAACGGGGGGGAACCAGGGGCUGCUACUAUUACGGAAACCAGCUGUUCAGAAACACUUUUCUGUUUCACCACUCCUCCUUGUUGCGGCCAUCCUGGCCGCCCUCCCCGUGGGACCCCUUCAGAAGACACUUCUCUUCCAGGGGGUCUAGGAGGCAAGGCUGUGAGAGGAUCUGCAUUUCCACCCAGUGGGUCCCCCAGUGCUGCAAGAACCACUAUGGCCGUGACUGUCGGGCAUGCCCAGGAGGGCUUGAGGCACCGUGCGGUAACCGUGGUACCUGCGACGACAAAAUCCGCGGCUCCGGGAGAUGCAACUGCAGCCAGGCUUUCAUUGGGACCAGCUGUGAGCUGUGUGCCCCCGGCAGAUACGGGCCGCAAUGCCAAGAAUGCAACUGUACUGAGAACGGUGUGUGCAACGGAGGACUGCACGGCGAUGGCUUCUGCUUCUGUGCUGAGGGCUGGACCGGAGAACGCUGUGAAACCAGGCUAGUCAUGACGCCCCAAUGCUCGCCACCGUGCCAUCCCCAAGCCGCCUGCCGCUCCGGCAACCUCUGCGAAUGCAACCUACACUACGAGGGAGAUGGUAGAACGUGCACAGUGAUUGACAUGUGCAGCCAGGACAACGGAGGGUGUGCUACGCAGGCACAAUGCACGCAGGCUGGUGUCAACAUCUCCUGUGCCUGUGCUGCUGGGUACCGGGGUGACGGCUACGUCUGCGACCCCAUAGACCGGUGUGCGGACGGAAGGAACGGGGACUGCAGCCAGCACGCCAAGUGCAUCAGCACCGGGCCGAACGAGCGGCGCUGCGAGUGCAAGCGGGGCUUUGUCGGCAAUGGGAUCCAGUGCCUGGAGGAGGCCGUGCCCCCCACGGAUCGGUGCCUGGACAACAACGGGCAGUGCCAUCGGGAGGCCAUUUGCACCGACCUGCACUUCCACGAUAAGACUAUGGGUGUUUUUCAUCUGCAGUCACCCCGAAAAAAGUAUGACUUCACUUAUGAGCAGGCGCAGAGGGCCUGUGCAGCAGAAGGCGCCUCCUUGGCCACUUUCCGACAGCUCUCGGCAGCACAGCAGAUGGGAUUCCAUCUGUGCCUGGUGGGGUGGCUGGACAACGGCACGGCUGGAUACCCCACAGCCUACCCCAACCCCAGCUGCGGGGCUAAUCGGGUGGGCAUCGUGGACUACGGCACCAGAAGCAACCUGAGUGAGACCUGGGAUGCCUUCUGCUACCGGGAGAAGGAUCUGGUUUGCACCUGCCGUGAAGGGUUUGUGGGAGAUGGGUAUUCGUGCAACGGCAAACUCCCUGAGGUGCUCGCAGACCACGCUCGCUUCUCCACCUUCUAUUCCAUGUUGCUUGAUUUUGCCAAUGACACAGAAGAAGGAUUGGAUUUUUUCACCUAUCUGUCCAAUGACUCUGCUCCCAAAACUCUCUUCGUCCCUCUGAAUUCCGGCUUUGCAAAAAAUGAAACACUGACAGGAGAAGAACUGAAGCUCCACGUGUCAUCGAGCAAUGUCGUGCUCUUCAGCUUCAACCUCACAGCAGGCACCAUCAUCACAUCCCAGUCAGGACAUGAUCUCCACGUGUCAGACCUUCCCGUGGGGAAUGGCACAGAGCAUGCGGGUGCCAGGGGAAUCAACGACAGGAUGAUCGUGGAGUGGGACAUCAUGGCUUUCAAUGGCAUCAUUCACGCAAUCGCGGAGCCACUGAGGAUCCCACCACCCACCGUGCACAUCGGUCAGGUGAACGGCGGGGCCCAGCCUGGGGGCUCUGUGGCCGCGGGGCUGGCAUCGGCCCUGGGCCUUGUCCUGAUACUGGUGGCCGGCGCUGGUGUCGCCUACUGCUGGGUGAAGCGGCGCCGGCGGGACGGGCAGUUCGGGUACCUCCAGGCCGAUCUGCGCGAGGAGGAGGAGGAGGAGCCUCGGCCGGACCGCCCGCGGGGGGAGGCGGGGCCGCGCGCCGCCAGGCCCCGCCCCCAGCGGCCGCUGGUCGCCAUCCCCAACCCGCUGUACGGCGGCCACGCCCCCGACUACGAACCGCUGCACGUGAGCAUGGCUCCGCCCCCCUCCCCGUGACCACGCCCCCUCCCCGUGACCACGCCCCCUCCCCGACUCCGGUCCCCCCCCCCCGGUGCCCCCCAAUAAAGCGCUGGACCCUCAGGA